AUGCCCAAACGCAAUUCCAGCGCGGGUUCCAGUACACCGAGCCCGUCAAAGAAGAGAUCCAAAACUGUCGCAGACCAACAUAGCCUUGACCGAUAUUUUGGCGCGAAAGUGUCUGAGCAGGUCCGCAGCGCGCCCCAGAGUCCAGCCAAAGACAAGGUGAAAGCCGAACCACACAGAUUCAAAUCCACUCGCGACACGGUUGGCACCGACUCCGCGAUCGCUGAUGAUGAAGCCCUUGCAUGGAAACUGGCCGAGCAAGACGGACUUGACGUAGAGGCACUUCGAAGGCUGGAGAAUGCAGCAUCCAACAAGGCGACCUCUGAGCCGAAAACCAGCCGAAAUCAACACAGAGUCAUUGAUGUUGACUUGCUAGAUGACACAGGAGAGCAUUCUCAGCACCAAGACGCAACGGCUGCGGUAGCUGCACGUUCUGCCUUCGGGAGUACUUUCGCCGGCUCCGUGUCUGACAUAGCAUAUAGCUCUCUUGCGGUGGAUCCGGUGUCUUAUGUCUUUGACGAUGAUACCUGGCGACCGAAUACUCCGGUCCCAUAUUCGUUUCUCGCCCAUACUCUGUCUACGCUCUCAGGGACCCGUUCCCGUAUAGUAAUCAUCAAUACUCUGACAAAUUCGCUGCGGACUAUCACCAAGCAACAUCCACUUUCUCUUCUUCCCGCGCUGUAUCUUCUUUCAAAUUCCCUCUCCCCUCCAUACUCGCCCAUUGAAUUGGGAUUAGGACCGUCCACGAUCACCAAGGCGAUACAGCACGUAUCGGGACUAACUCCGGCCGCCCUGCGCCGUUUAUACAAUACUACCGGAGACCCAGGUGACGUUGCCUUUGAGGCGAAGUCCAAUGUGCGGACGCUCAUUCCACAUCCGCCAUUGCUCAUCAUCGGAGUGUAUGAGUCACUUGUGAAGAUCGCACAUGCAAAGGGACAGGGCGCUGCUAACCAGAAGCAGAAUAUCGUCGAAAAACUGCUCGUAGCGGCCAAAGGGGAAGAAGUGCGGUUUCUUGUGCGCACACUAUGCCUGAAUCUGCGGGUUGGCGCUGUCAGGACUUCCCUACUGACGGCGCUCUCUCGGGCAGUGGUUUUGACGCCGCCGUCCAAUCUCCCCGUGCCGGUGCCGUCUGGUUCGCUAUAUCAUGCCAGCGAUGAACUUCUAUCGCGGAUUACUCUCGUGCCGGAGCAGUCCAAGAAGAAGAUUGUGGACCCGGCGAGAGAUGAGCUGAAUACGAUCUUCGCGGGCGCUGAAGCCUUGCUGAAGAAAGUGUAUGUCCAGCAUCCCAACUACGACCACAUCACGCAGGCGUUACUUGAAGCCGGAAUUCCGUUACUGCCCACACUUGGAUCUCCCACGCGAUCCUUGGAUGAAAUAUACGAUAGGCUUGGCCUUCUUGCGUUUACUGCGGAGUUCAAGUAUGACGGGCAGCGGGCGCAGAUACACGCUUCCAAAGAUGGGGAUCUGCGGGUCAACGUCAAAAUAUUUUCGCGCCACCUUGAAGACAUGACUGACAAGUAUCCGGACAUCGUUUUGCUAGUGCAGGGCAUAUUUCGCUCGCGCCCAGAAGUUCAAUCUUUCAUCAUUGACGCUGAGAUAGUCGCCAUUAACCCCGUUGACGGGUCCAUAAAGACAUUCCAAGAACUCUCAAACAGGGCACGCAAGGAUGUCAAGGUCGAUGAGAUCAAGGUGCCCGUUUGUGUUUUUGCCUUUGACUUGAUGUGCCUGGACGGAGAGAUUCUGCUAGAGAGAUCAUUCAGACAAAGACGGGCACUUCUGCGCGAGCGCUUCCCUCCCUUGCACCCUGAACGGAAAGAUGCUGCUCGUUUUGAUCACGUACAGAGCUGCGAGAGCGAAGAUGGCCGAGAGGCCAUCGAGGAAUUCUGGCAGACCGCUCUGAACAGUUCUUGCGAGGGUCUCAUGAUCAAGCUUCUUGAUCAUGGUGAGGUGGUAGAGGAACUCAAUCAGAAAGAAAAGCCAAGGAGGAAGCCGUUGCCCGCAACAUAUGAACCUGACAAACGUACAUCCGCAUGGCUGAAGCUCAAAAAGGAUUACGUCACCGGGCUUGGAGAUAGUCUUGAUCUUGUUCCUAUCGGUGCAUGGCAUGGUAAUGGGAGGAAAGCACGGUGGUGGAGCCCGAUACUGCUUGCGGUGCGGGACUCAGACACAGGAAAGUUAGUAGCUGUUUGCAAGUGCAUGUCAGGGUUCUCAGAUGCAUUCUACAAGAGCCUGGGAGAGCGGUAUCCCGAGAAUUCUGAUACAUGUUCGCCACAACCGCUAUGGGACCCUGAGUGCGAGACUGGGGGUCUAAGACCUGAGGUCUUCUUUAAACCACAAGAGGUAUGGGAGAUACGUGGAGCCGACAUUACCAUCAGCCCGGUGUCCGUGGCGGCCAUAGGGCUGGUGAACCAGAAUCGGGGCUUGAGCCUUCGGUUUCCGCGCUUCAUGAAGAUGCGAGAGGACAAGCACAUUGAAGACGCCAGCACUCCGGAGUUUUUGGCCAACAUGUGGCGCACCCAGCAAGCGACCGGCAAGGACCAGGUGCCAGGUGCGGAUGACGGUGAGCUGGUGGACGUGGACCUUGAAGAAGACGAUGUAGCCCAGAGCGAAGAGGAGGAAUGA
This is a messenger RNA of Postia placenta MAD-698-R-SB12, 2619 nucleotides long. RefSeq lists its product as hypothetical. Gene Ontology annotation, molecular function: DNA binding; DNA ligase (ATP) activity; ATP binding. Gene Ontology annotation, biological process: DNA recombination; DNA biosynthetic process; lagging strand elongation. The record is from RefSeq and is a predicted model, not a curated record. The coding region runs from base 1 to 2619 and encodes 872 amino acids. NCBI's taxonomy places the organism in Eukaryota, Fungi, Basidiomycota, Agaricomycetes, Polyporales, Adustoporiaceae. The transcript has 12 exons. Gene Ontology annotation, cellular component: DNA ligase III-XRCC1 complex.